AUGGCGUAUUCGCGGGCCAACCCUUUGGCUUUUACGCCGUGGCCCGUCACCAUAAUUGUCACGGCCGUGUACCUUGCCCUGGUCAUCCCGUUGCUGGUGAUCCACCACCAAGUCCCCGCCAGUCCCAACACGUCCCCGAACGGUCUGAACCUCACCGAAGCAUGGAGCGACCUCCAGACUCUGACGGGAGGGUAUCACCCGUACAACUCGCACCGAAAUGACGAGGUGCACGCAUGGUUAUUACAGCGCAUCGACGAGAUCAAGCAGUCCUCGCUGGCUCGGGAGAAUGACGACAAGCCGGAUGUGUUUGUCUUUGAUGAUCUGAUCUCCAACCUGACUUCCGCCGACCGCGAGACGGGUGUUUACUUUGAAGGCACUAAUAUCCUGGUCUAUAUUCGGGGCUGGGAGGACAGAAAGGAAAACUGGUGGGAGGUUCCUGGCCGAGUGCCUGCUGGUAAGGGCGGCGUGCUGGUCAACGCACACUAUGACAGCGUAUCGACCGGGUUCGGUGCAACCGAUGACGGUAUGGGCGUUGUGACCUGUCUACAGUUGAUCAAGUACUUCACCACACCGGGCCAUGCACCGCGGCGCGGGCUGGUAGUCCUCUUCAACAAUGGAGAGGAAGACUAUCUGAAUGGCGCGAGGGUGUACAGCCAGCACCCGAUGGCCAACUUUGCGCACACAUUCCUCAACCUGGAGGGCGCGGGAGCAGGCGGGAGAGCCACUCUUUUCCGUGCUUCGGACACAGAAGUCGCUCAGUCAUAUGCGAAGUCGAAAUACCCGUUCGGGUCGGUGUUGAGCGCCAACGGGUUUGACACAGGCCUUGUGCGCAGUCAGACGGACUACGUGGUUCUCGAAGGGAUUUUGGGUCUUCGUGGUCUGGAUGUUGCUUUUAUGGAGCCCAGAGCGAGGUAUCAUACCGAUCAGGAUGAUGCAAGACAUGCGAGCAAGAAUUCACUCUGGCAUAUGCUCUCUGCCGCGGUGGCGUCCACCAACGACCUUGUGUCUGACUCGACGGAUCGUUUUGAUGGCCGUCGUCGGGAUAAUGGAAGAGUGCCCAGUGGCUCCGGUACUCCGGCCGUGUGGUUCGAUGUGUUUGGAAGCGGCUUCGCUGUCUUUCGUCUGCAUACUCUAUUUGCAUUGUCGGUCACCCUACUUGUCGUUGCGCCGCUGGCCUUGCUGGUCACCAGCAUCGAGCUUGUCCGCGCAGAUAAGAUGUACCUGUUCCGCUCAUCGGUUUACCAAGAAACCCGUGAUGAGUACGUCUCGCUACGAGGACUGCGGGGAUUCUUCCGGUUCCCGUUCCUGUUUGCCAUCCCCACGGCUGUGACCGUCGGACUGGCCUACCUGGUCACCAAAGUCAACCCACACAUCGUGCAUAGCAGUCAGUAUGCCGUGUGGAGCAUGAUGGUUUCUGCGUGGAUCUUCUCGGCCUGGUUUGUCUCACGGGUGGCCGAUUUUGCUCGGCCCUCAGCCUUCCAUCGGGUCUACACCUGGACAUGGAUGUUUGUCCUUUCGUGGGUAAUGCUGGUUGCUGCCACCGUUUUUGCGAAUGAAGACGGGCUGGCCGGUGGCUAUUUUGUGUUCUUCUGCUUUGCGGGAACCUUCUUGGCUACAUGGGUGUCGUAUCUAGAGCUCUUUUCUCUGCCGCCCAAGUCUGCGUAUGCGGAUCAGUUCACUGCCCCGUCCUCACGACGCCCCAGCAGCCAUGGCAGUCGACUGGGCACUACGACGUCGAAUGACGAUCACGAGGAGAAUGACGAGGAAGACCCCACUGAAUCCACCUCGCUGCUGCGUGGUCGGCAUCGCACCACGUUUGCCAACUAUGUCAACGUCUCGGGAGAACCCACUGAAACAGACGAGGAAGAAGAGAAGAACCCGAAUGUGUACGGACAGGAACAAGCAUGGAGUGCCUCCAUGCCGCGAUGGACCUGGCUUGUGCAGCUCCUCCUUACUGUUCCGGUAACUCUCAUCCUGGCCGGGCCACUGGCUCUCCUCUUGACCAGCGCCCUACAUCAAACCACCCAGGAUGGCAGCGCGCCUCUUUUCGUGUAUGUUGCCAUCGCAGCGUUUACGGCGCUCCUCUUCUCACCACUACUGCCGUUUAUCCAUCGCUACACAUACCACAUCCCGAUCGUGCUCCUGCUCGUCUUUGCCGGCACGCUAGUCUACAACCUCGUCGCCUUCCCCUUCUCCGACUCCAACCGCGUGAAACUCUACUUCGCGCAAGAAGUCAACCUCGCCAAUACCUCCGCAUCCCUCGUCUCCCUGAAAGGAGUCACCCCCUUCGUCGAGGACGUCGUCAGCACUCUCCCCAGUGCAAAUGGCCACCUCGAAUCCUGCGACUGGGUCAUAGACCGCAUGCAGUGUUUCUGGCACGGGCUCCCACCCAACGUCGUCCCAAAUCCCGAAGAAGACUGGGUCUCUUUCAACAUCACCACCCCAGACUCCGCUACAAACCCGACCCACGUCCGCUUCAGCAUAACGGGCCAGAACACACGCGCGUGCAGGAUAACAAUGGACGAGCCCUCCAUCUCCAACUUCAGCGUCGCCGGCUCCUCAGAGCCAGACGACCGCUUCCUCUCCCCUUCUGAGGACGGGCUGAGUGAAAUCCGCCUGUGGAGUCGCGAGUGGGAUCAUACCUGGACGGUGGAUGUCCAGUUUGAUGGUGGGGAGAAAAAACAAAAACUGUCCGGAAAGGUGUCUUGUCUUUGGAGCGAUACUAAUCGCAUCGGCACGAUCCCGGCGCUCGAUGAGGUUAGGCAGUAUAGUCCUGCGUGGGUGGCGGUGUCGAAGUUGUCCGACGGGUUGGUGGAGGGAUAUCGUGCGUUUGAGAUUGGGGGCGAGUGA
Penicillium riverlandense is the source of this 2850-nucleotide messenger RNA. RefSeq names its product M28 family metallopeptidase. The record is from RefSeq and is a predicted model, not a curated record. Lineage: Eukaryota; Fungi; Ascomycota; Eurotiomycetes; Eurotiales; Aspergillaceae. The coding region runs from base 1 to 2850 and encodes 949 amino acids. Gene Ontology annotation, molecular function: metalloexopeptidase activity. Gene Ontology annotation, biological process: proteolysis. The transcript has a single exon.